GGCCCCGCCCCGUGGGUCGAGUGCGCGCGCGUCCCUUCUGCAUCCAGCCGAAGUUCCGCGGAGUCCCCGGGUCCGGCAGUGUCCCCAGCCCCGGCAGAGCAUGUCCGCCCCGGGGACCUCGUCCGGCCCCGCCGUGGACGCGCCCAGGGCCCCGCAGUCCCCGUGCGCACUGCUGCUGCUGCUGUUGCUGCUGCUCUGCGCCCUGGGCGCGCUGCUGGGCCGCGGCUGGCUGCGGGGGCGCGGGGCACGCAGGCCCCCCCCAGGACCCGCGCCCUGGCCACUCGUGGGUAUCCUGGGCGACACGCUCCUGUCGCUCCUCCUACGCCGCGGCAGGCCGGGCCCUGCGAGGAGCAGCGCGGCCUUGCAGGUGAAGCUGGCCGAGCUGGCGCGCCAGUACGGCAGCGUCUUCAGCAUCUUCGUGGGCCCCCAGCGCGUCGUGGUGCUCAACGACUUCCGCAGCGUGCGCCAGGCGCUGGUGCAGCAGGCUGAGGUCUUCAGCGACCGCCCGCGGAUGCCGCUCCUCUCUAUCGUCACCCAGGAGAAGGGGCUCGUGUUCGCACCCUACGGCCCCGUCUGGCGACAGCAGAGGAAAUUCUCGCAUGCCACUCUCCGGCACUUCGGCUUGGGCAAGCUGAGCUUGGAGCCCAGGAUCAUCGAGGAGCUCACCUUCGUGAAGCAGGAGAUACAGAGGCACGGGGACGCCCCCUUCAGCCCGGUCCCCAUCAUCAGCAAUGCCGUCUCCAACGUCAUCUGUUCCCUGUGCUUCGGCCGGCGCUUUGACUACACAGACAGGGAGUUUAAGAAGCUGCUGGACUUGAUGUCGCGAGGCUUGGAGAUCUGUCUCAGCAGCCAGCUGAUGCUGGUCAACGUGUGCCCCUGGUUUUACUACCUCCCCUUUGGGCCCUUCAGGGAGGUGCGGCAGAUCCAGGGGGACAUCACCGUCUUCCUGAAGCAGAUCAUCCGGGACCAUCGUGAAGCCCUGGACACUGAGAACCCCCGGGACUUCAUAGACAUGUACCUGCUGCACGCCCAGGAGGAGCGCGCGCGGGACGGCGGCAGCAGCUUCAGCGAGGACUACCUCUUCUACAUCAUCGGGGACCUCUUCAUCGCCGGCACUGACACCACCACCAACUCCUUGCUUUGGUCCCUGCUGUACAUGUCCCUGCACCUUGAUGUCCAAGAAAAGGUCUAUGAAGAAAUCAAGACGGUUGUCGGCCUGACCCGCCCCCCGUCCCUCACUGACAAGGCCCGGAUGCCCUACACGGAGGCCACCAUCAUGGAGGUGCAGAGGCUGGCGGCGGUGGUGCCCCUGGCCAUUCCACACAUGACCUCGGAGGAGACUGAGUUCCAAGGCUACACCAUCCCCAAGGGCACGGUGAUCCUGCCCAACUUAUGGGCUGUGCACAGAGAUCCUGUCCUCUGGGAGAGACCUGAUGAAUUCUGCCCCAGUCGAUUUCUGGAUGACCAAGGACAACUUUUAAAAACAGAAGCCUUUAUUCCUUUUGGGAUAGGGAAGCGGGUGUGCAUGGGCGAGCAGCUGGCCAAGAUGGAGCUGUUCCUGAUGUUUGUGAGCCUGCUACAGAGCUUCGCCUUGGCACUGCCUGAGGACGCUGAGCCGCCCCUGCUCACCGGGAGGUUUGGCCUCACUUCUGCCCCUCACCCGUUCAAAGUUGUCAUUUCAAAGAGAUGACGAAGACACUGGAUGCCCCAAGAAGCAGGGGCAGGACCCCUCGAUGAGCGUCCUGUAGAUUCUUCUGCUGUUGCUGGCAGCCGCCCGGCAGCCUGGCUGAUGCUGGCUGGGCGUAGACCGCAGAGCCAGGGGGAAUGAGGGGAGACUGUGCUUCCCAGCAGGACACCUGAGCACCCCGGCUGCAGGGCGGUGCCUUCCAGGUCCCCAGGUGCCAGCAUUGUGGGCAGUGGCUUCCGCCAUGAGCUGUCUCUUCCUCCUCCAGCCUCUGUCCUUGCAGGGCAUAAUGAGACUUGGGACUGGCUGCUGCCCCAAGACCCUCAGGCAUGUCACCAAGGUGUCCUCCUGUGCUGGAGACAAUGCCUGCUGGCUUUCUCAGACCUCUGCCUCCGCAAAGGCGGUGUCGGCAGCCUGCAUGAGGCCUGAGGUCCCACUGAGGCAGAUCUUCAUUUUUAAAGCUCAGGUUCUGUGUCCCUUCUUUGGGCGUGGUCCAUUGUAAUACCUUUUGUGUGUGAUUUUUUUUGAGUUUUUGUAGACAGAGAAUGAAGUGGACCCUUGUCCAGGCAUUGCAGGAAGGAACCGGGACUUCCAAACUCCUGCAUGUGAGCCUGUCUCCUGGGAUCUGCACACCACGGCUGUAUGUGACCACAAAUGGUCGCAGACAGGCCACUUCUUGUCCUCUGUGAGAACUUUGCUUUUCCUGAUGAUGAGGCCCCACGGAGGACAGCUCUCCAUCCUAGCCCUCUCCCUCCUGGGCUGUCUGGAGCCAGGGCGUAGUGGUGGCUAGGCUGGGGGCAGGAAGUGUCACUAUGCCCUGCAGGAUGUCCCUCUUCCCCAGGCAGGACAGUGGGGUGCUGCCUCUCCGAGGGCCUGCUGCCCUGCACACAGGGAGGCCAAGACGGUGCUGGGAGCCUCCCCCACCUCCUGCCCCACGCCCUGGGUGUCUGUGAUACCACACGACAGACUUAGGGACACUAAGGCACAGCGUGACAGGUGCCACCUCUGGGUCAGACGCUGGGCUGCACCACUUCUCGGGGCUGCCACCACUUGGUCUCCAGCAAGUCCCCACCGGCCCUCCUCCUCCUGACAGGCUCCUCUCGGGGAGGCAGUGCUACCUGUCAGUACCUGCUUGAUGUGGGAGUAACUUUCAGUGACAGUGCUUAAGGAAAGUUCCACUCCACUUCUCUUUUUCUGUUUUUGGAAGACAGCUUUGCUGUGUAGUCCCGACUGACCUUGAACUCAGUGUGGAUCCUCCUGCCUCAGCCUCCUAAGUGCUGGGAUGAUGGGUGUGUGCCUCUACCCCAUUUCAGUAUGACCUAUGGGCAGUAUUUUUCUUGCUUCAGGUGACUUUUUAAAAUCAGUAUAUAUUGUUGUCAGUUUAAGCCAAAUUUUUAAAAAUUGCUAGGUUUCUGUUCAUUUUCAAAACCACUUUAAGCUUAAAAUGAUGCCUUAGCCGUGAAGGGCUCACAAGGGCAGUGCCCAGCAGCCAGGCCUGGCCACAUGCAGGCUCCCUGUUUCCUAACCUCUGUGCUGCUCCUGCUGGGGAAGAGGGGAGAACAGAUCCAGAGAGGUGGCGACUUCGGAUGAAAACCCGGGAGGCUGGACUGGAGCACCUGGGGUGGAGAGGCCGCCUGCAGCUGAGGCUUCUAGCUGCUUCCAGAUGGGGCAGACCCAGAUCUCCCAGCCCACCCUGGCUCCUCCCUAACACCCCGCAGCUGGGGCGUUCUGGGGUCAGAGUAGAGCUUUCCUUUGAUCAGCGCAUUGCUGGGGAGACCCCUUCCUGCUCACGGAGUGGAAAUGACAGGGGCUUAACGGAAACCCAAGAGAGGGAGGGAGGAAGGAAGGAAGGAAGGAAGGAAGGAAGGAAGGAAGGAAGGAAGGAAGAUGGGGUCAGCUUUCGCUUUGUCUGGCUCUACAGUCUCCACACUGUUUCCCACUUUCCCUUCUUGUGACUAUAAUUAAGUACUUAUCAUAUAGGUACACAACACAGGCUAAUCUUUAGGUCUUUAUGUGCCUUGAAGAUUUUGUUUUUUAAAGAAGAAAUGCACAGAGGAAGUGAGCAAAAUGGAGAGGCUGCCAGACUGCAGAGGGGAUCCCAGAGUGGAUGGUGUCUCCCCUCUCUCAGGACAGUCUGCUCCGGACUGGAAAUGCCUGUGCUUUCCAAUCACGCUCGUAACUCAGCGUUAACAGUUUCUUAUUCUCACUUAUACAUGGAUUUCCAGUAUUUCUAACCAAAGAGUUUGUAGCUUACUUGAAAAGAACCUUGAGAACUUGAAAUAAAGAACUUUAAGAUUAUGUCAGAAUCACAACGCCUCAAACUGUAGCACUUUUAAAAGAUCUAUUACUGUUGAUGCUUGUCUUGCAGAUACUGACAUUUUACAAUUUUUGCACUUCAUGGUUUAUCUGAAAUAUAAAAAUAAUUGUUCCUUGUUUUAUAAAUCUGCCUAACAUCUUUGAGUCCUCACCUUUAUCAAAGUUUUUGAUACUUUUAGUAAACUUUUUAUUUUAAUGGA
Molecule: messenger RNA, 4200 nt
Organism: Cavia porcellus (domestic guinea pig)
Lineage: Eukaryota; Metazoa; Chordata; Mammalia; Rodentia; Caviidae
Product: cytochrome P450 2U1
Exons: 5
Coding region: 101-1690 (529 amino acids)
Biological process (GO): xenobiotic metabolic process
Cellular component (GO): intracellular membrane-bounded organelle; cytoplasm
Molecular function (GO): steroid hydroxylase activity; heme binding; oxidoreductase activity, acting on paired donors, with incorporation or reduction of molecular oxygen, reduced flavin or flavoprotein as one donor, and incorporation of one atom of oxygen
Source: RefSeq, a predicted model, not a curated record